AUGGAAAAUCUAAGCAUACCUGAGGAACUUGUGUCUGCAAUGGGACCAGAAAACACUACCACGAUGGUAACUGAGUUUAUUAUACUAGGAUUUGGGGACCUCAAGGAACUGAGUCCCUUGUUCUUCUUGGGGUUUGGUAUUGUCUAUCUAGCCACUGUUUCUGGGAAUCUUCUUCUCAUGCUGCUGGUAUGCACUCAACAAGGACUUCAGACUCCAAUGUACUUUUUUCUGGCGAACCUCUCAUGCUUGGAGGUCUGUUACACAACCAACAUUGUGCCCCGAAUGCUCAUAGAUUUGUUAAGAGAGCAUAGAGUAAUCUCCAUGAUGGGCUGUAUUGUUCAGUUAUACUUCUUUGGGGCCCUGGGCAGUACUGAGUGUUAUCUACUGGCAAUAAUGUCAUAUGACCGGUACCUGGCUGUCUGUUGGCCCUUGCAUUAUCCAACAUUGAUGCAUGGAACUCUAUGUGUCAGGCUAGUAAUUGGUUCAUGGCUUAGUGGCUUCACAGUGGCAGCUGCAUUCCAGGCUGCUAUGCUAUCCAGUUUGACUUUCUGUGGUGGCAAUGAGAUAGACCAUUUCUUCUGUGACUUGAAACCUCUGCAGAAGCUCUCCUGCUCUGAUCCUCAUCUGGUUAACCUGGUCUGCAUGAGUCUAACAGCUUUGGUAACCCUAGUCCCUUUUGGACUAACUUUAAUGUCGUACUGGAAAAUUCUUUCUGUGGUUUUGCAUAUGUCUUCCAUGACUGGUAGGCAAAAGGCACUUUCCACUUGUUCUUCUCAUCUGGUGGUUGUGACUUUGUUUUAUGGGACCCUAAUCUUGGUCUAUGCUGUACCCCUGGUUGGCCAGAUGCCAGCUCUCCACAAGACGUUUUCUUUGCUCUAUACUGUUGUCACUCCCAUGUGUAAUCCUCUUAUCUACAGCCUCAAAAACAAAGAUGUCAAGGAGGCUCUGAAGAAAUUGAGGAAUGGACUCUGUGAUUUUUAG
Nannospalax galili (Upper Galilee mountains blind mole rat) is the source of this 981-nucleotide messenger RNA. Its product is annotated as olfactory receptor 10A7-like. Gene Ontology annotation, cellular component: membrane. The record is from RefSeq and is a predicted model, not a curated record. Gene Ontology annotation, molecular function: G protein-coupled receptor activity; olfactory receptor activity. Gene Ontology annotation, biological process: G protein-coupled receptor signaling pathway. Lineage: Eukaryota; Metazoa; Chordata; Mammalia; Rodentia; Spalacidae. The transcript has a single exon. The coding region runs from base 1 to 981 and encodes 326 amino acids.